Messenger RNA from Solanum dulcamara, 2630 nucleotides. RefSeq names its product uridine kinase-like protein 4. The record is from RefSeq and is a predicted model, not a curated record. Lineage: Eukaryota; Viridiplantae; Streptophyta; Magnoliopsida; Solanales; Solanaceae. Gene Ontology annotation, cellular component: cytoplasm. Gene Ontology annotation, molecular function: ATP binding; kinase activity. The coding region runs from base 1064 to 2467 and encodes 467 amino acids. The transcript has 14 exons.
UUUCGUCUUUGAGUUGCAAUCCUGUUUGGAUCAGAUUGUGUUGUGAUUAACGAAUUAAAUAAUCAAACGUGAUGAUUAGCAUUCUAAGAAAUCGAAACUUUGUAUUUGGGAAAUUUGUGAAAAAAGAAAAGGGAGCGGUGCCUCCUUUAUUAGUUGAUACUUCAUUGGGACUUUAACAACCAAACUAGAGUCAUGAAGCAUCAAUUACAAAAUUGCUUGCCAUGGGUCUGUUUUGAGUUGAUUUAGACCCAACUCUAAGUUAAUACUUCAGGAAAUUCCAACGUAGUUUUAUACAUAUACUUGACAUUGCCUGGAGUAAAUAUUGAAGCAAGUCUUUUAGGCAAAAACUAAUAAAUAGAAAAAAGGUGGGUGCAAAGGUGACAGUUUUCUGAAUAUAGUUGGCAUGUUCAAGUUGAUGUUAACAGAUGAGCUAAAUUGCUUUUGGCUAUGGCUAGAUUGUGUUUUGCUUUAUCUGGGCAUGCAGCGACAAAGGCAAGAUCUCUAUAUGUUGAUAGAUACCCGAGAGACUGAGUCCUUGGGGGAGAGAGAAAGGAGGCAUUACUCCCAGAAAACGUGCAACCAACCUUUCCUUCCCGCUUCUUCCUACUUUUGACUUGUCUCCUGUGGUUGACUACUAAAUUUGGUCAAUUUUCAUAAACCAAAUGUUCUUGGAUCUCUGUGAACAUUAAUGCUUGUCAUGCUCAUUAUCUAAUAAUGAACUUGAUUUUAAGACCAGUAACUAUGUACUUUAUUCAUCCAAAGUGCAUGAAUAUGUACAAGCAAAAGUGCCAAAAAGUAUAAACAUCUGUCUCAAAGUCAAGGAAUAAUGAAUUAUGGACCUUACUUGUGGGAUUUACUGGGUAUGUUAUUAUACUGUUUUGGCCUUUCUAAAAGAAAAAAGGAGUUAUGUUGGACAAGAUCUCACUUGAAAGGAGAACUUAAUUUUUUUUAGAGUUUUGUCAGUUACCAUCUGGAUGACUAUUUUGUGUUGUUGGUACAAUGUUCUGUACACUUUUAUUCCAUGAGCUGAUUGUUACGUAAAUGCAGAGCCUACAAUUAAUAAAUGGGUUCCAAAGCAGUUGAAGAUUUGAUACAGGCGUCAUCAGGAGUACAUUAUUCUGGAUUCCAUUUAGAAGAGCCACAUACUUCAGAGAUUGAGCAACCAACAACCUUUAUAGAUGGAAGUGUUAAGCAACCCUUUGUCAUAGGAGUUGCUGGAGGUGCUGCGUCAGGCAAGACUACAGUUUGUGAUUUGAUUAUUGAUCAGCUUCAUGAUCAGCGUGUUGUCCUAGUUAACCAGGAUUCCUUUUAUCACAAUUUGACUCCAGAAGAACUCACAAAAGUUCACGAGUAUAACUUUGACCAUCCUGAUGCAUUUGACACCGAUCAUUUGCUGUGUGUGAUGGAGAAAUUGAAGCAUGGGCAAGCUGUAGAUAUUCCCAAGUAUGAUUCUAAGAGUUACAAAAAUGAUGUAUUCCCUCUUCGAAGGGUCAAUCCUUCGGAUGUUAUAAUUUUGGAAGGCAUACUCAUUUUUCAUGAUCCUCGUGUCCGAGAUCUAAUGAAUAUGAAGAUAUUUGUAGAUAUAGAUGCUGAUGUACGCCUUGCAAGGAGAAUAAGACGAGACACUGUUGAAAAUAAUAGAGAUAUUGCUACAGUACUAGACCAGUAUUCCAAGUUUGUCAAACCGGCUUUUGAUGACUUCAUUCUUCCAACAAAGAAGUAUGCUGACAUUAUCAUUCCCCGCGGUGGAGACAACCAUGUUGCAAUCGAUUUGAUUGUGCAACAUAUUCGGACGAAACUUGGUCAACAUGAUCUUUGUAAAAUAUACCCUAACUUAUAUGCUAUUCAGUCUACUUUCCAGAUACGUGGCAUGCAUACACUUAUCCGUGAUGCGCAGACGACAAAGCAUGAUUUUGUGUUUUAUGCUGAUAGAUUGAUUCGUUUGGUUGUUGAACAUGGACUAGGACAUCUACCAUUUGGAGAAAAACAGGUGAUCACUCCAACUGGAUCUGUAUACAGUGGUGUAGAUUUCUGCAAGAGGCUAUGUGGUGUCUCUGUAAUUAGAAGUGGAGAGAGCAUGGAGAAUGCCUUGCGUGCAUGUUGUAAAGGUAUCAAGAUAGGCAAGAUUCUUAUCCACAGAGAGGGCGACAAUGGUCAGCAGCUGAUCUAUGAAAAACUACCCGAAGACAUCGCACAAAGGCAUGUCCUUUUGUUGGAUCCUAUCCUUGGCACAGGAAAUUCAGCAGUUCAAGCUAUCUCUUUACUGCUUAAAAAGGGAGUCCCAGAGUCCAACAUUUUAUUCCUUAAUCUUAUCUCUGCACCACAAGGAGUUCAUGUGGUCUGUAAACAUUUUCCAAGAAUAAAGAUUGUGACAUCUGAGAUAGAAAAUGGUUUGAACGAAGAAUUUCGUGUUAUUCCUGGAAUGGGGGAGUUUGGUGACAGAUAUUUCGGAACAGACGAUGACUGAACAUUGAUUGGUGGUCGUGUUCCAUCUCAACACAUCUCUCAAUCACAGGAGAGAAGGGAGUCAGUUUGAGCAUGAUGUGUUCAAGCUUUGUACAUUUUGAACUUGUAUUCGACUACAGUUGCCCUGGAAAUGCAGUAUUCAAACAUCUCGUACAUUUGAGUCA